Messenger RNA from Naegleria gruberi, 693 nucleotides. RefSeq lists its product as uncharacterized. The coding region runs from base 1 to 693 and encodes 230 amino acids. The transcript has a single exon. The record is from RefSeq and is a predicted model, not a curated record. Lineage: Eukaryota; Heterolobosea; Eutetramitea; Acrasida; Naegleriidae.
AUGCAACAAGACAGUCCUCGUCAAGUUUUGAAUGCAAAUUGUAAUUAUUCAAGCUCAACUGUUGUGAGUAGAAGGAAGGGAAGGGGAACGUCUGGAAAAUGUAGUGGAAUGAUGGAGAGUCAUCAUUUGGUUUCGAAUAAUAAUCCAUGGUUGAGGUUUCAUUCUUAUGAUCCAGUUGAACAUGAAGAAAAGAAGAGAAAGUUGAGAGAAUACUCAAAACGAAACGCAUACAAGGGUUUACACUUUAGACCAAGCAAGUAUAAUCAAGAGGUAGUUAAAUUUUCAGUACAAGCUCCUAACAUGUUGAGUGAGCAGAAUCUAACAGAAAGGUCUGUAUUAAAAGUUGAUGAGAAGGCAUGUAGUGCACAUCAAGUGAUCACCAACUCAAAGAUACCACUCACUCAUUUUCAAGUUUCUUCCAUUAUUCAGUUGGAAUCGAAUAGCUUAAUUUCAACAACAAACAACAUCCAAGCACCAACCGCCUCCAAAUCAACAUGCAUUCAAUUCACCCAUCAAAACUCUAGAAACGUUCUUCCCUCCAUAAAUGAAAUACUAUCUCUCUCCAAAAUUCAAAAAGCACCACACAAAAUGAUUCACAACUCAUCUCUCCAAAUCAUCCAACAAAACUCAAUCAAUUCUGACAAUUUUCAAUUGGAAAAUCUAACUCUUGCACCAAUCAACAUGUACUUCUAA